Oncorhynchus kisutch (coho salmon) is the source of this 8491-nucleotide messenger RNA. Its product is annotated as thyroid receptor-interacting protein 6-like. Bases 342 to 1916 code for a protein of 524 amino acids. Gene Ontology annotation, biological process: cell-cell adhesion. Lineage: Eukaryota; Metazoa; Chordata; Actinopteri; Salmoniformes; Salmonidae. The record is from RefSeq and is a predicted model, not a curated record. Gene Ontology annotation, cellular component: focal adhesion; stress fiber. The transcript has 10 exons.
ACAGACGUCAGUGUAACUGACCAAUUUGAUAUCCCUAGCUAGGCGACAUUGACGCUGCAGCAACCAAAAUUGGAUUAAAACUGAAAAAGUGAAUCAUUUUCUAGACAUAAUUAGUUAGCCUACUAACUAGCGUACACAUGUUAUUUGCCUCGGCGUAAUUUGACAAAGCAAUAGUUUCUACCUUUGAUCGUGUAUAAAGUUGCGGUGCAAGUAGGCUAUAAGAUGUAACAUUGUUUGUACGUGAUCUAGCCUCAUUGUCGCUUCACUGAAAUAUCUUUCGUUUGUAAAUGAGUAUGAAGACGAGGAGACCGAAUGCUUUGGGAUUUUAAGAGAACCCUGACAUGUCUGGUCCUACCUGGCCGCCUCCAAAGACUCUGGGUAGCCCAGUGAGACCGGUACCUCGAAUGUCCCAAUCUGGACCAGCCGUGUACAGACAGCUGCCCAUGAAGGUCUCCUCGGACACCCGGCCCAAGUAUGUGGUCCAUGACCAGAACAGAGGAGGAGGCGGAAUGGCCACUAGGUACUUGGCUACAAGAUCCACAGCUGGGCCCAUGCCGCACCACCACCAAGAGGACCCAGGGUUUCACUCUAAAUCUAAUGACCACUACUACCAACCACCUCCCCACCGGCUCAAAGAAGACCCAUCCUUGAACCCUCACAUGGACCGCUACCAGCUGAUGCACCACUCCAACAUCGAUGCAGAGAUUGAUUCGCUCACCUGCAUGCUGGCCGAUCUGGACAGCCAUCCACAAAACAGCGCACAGCUGUACGACAACGUGCCUUACGACAAACACAUCUCAGGGGACUGCUACAAACCCUCAGCCCAGCCAGGAGAACCCUCUCAGGGCAGGCAGUCCAUGGGAUUCUCCCCUCACCCCCAAUCCCAGUCCCAGUACCCUCCUGCAUCCCCAUACCCCAGUGAUCCCCACCAGGGUCUCCAGUACUUCCCUCAGCCAGACUACACUGACGCCCAGGUAUCCAAACGCUACCCCCAGCCUGUCCCUGCACCCUACACUACCACCUCCACUCCUACUGGCCCGAGGUUCAGUGUCCAGGUCAAAACAGCCCAGCCUGUCACCAACUCCCAGACUGUUAGGCAAGCCGAACAGGCUUACACCCCUCCCCCACACCGCCAGCACACGUUGUGGCCCCCAUCCCAGAAUCAGACUGGCCCCCUGGGCUGGUACCCUCCACAACCCGAUUCCCAAGCCCAGGAGCUGCACUCUGAGAAGGGUUACAAGGGGAGUGAUGCAGGGUCUGGAGGGAGAGCUACCCAGUGCCCCGUGUCCAAUAGAGGCCCAGAGACUCACCAAUCAGGGUCAGGCUCGGCACCAAGCUCCGCCUAUCAGCCCAGUAAGGGGACAGCAGCUCUGAGGCCAGAGGAGGAGUUGGACCAGCUCACUAAGGAGUUGGUGUAUGACAUGAAUCAUCCCCCUACAGAAGAAUACUUUGGUCGCUGUGCACGUUGCGGUGACAACGUCCUUGGCGACGGCAGUGGCUGUAUCGCCAUGGAGCAGGUGUUCCACGUGGAGUGUUUCACUUGCAUCACCUGCCACACUCGUCUUCGGGGGCAACCGUUCUACGCCCUGGACAAGCAGAGCUACUGCGAGAGCUGUUACAUUAGUACCCUAGAGCGCUGCUCCAAGUGCUCCAAGCCCAUCCUGGACCGUAUCCUACGGGCCAUGGGCAAGGCCUACCACCCGCGCUGCUUCAAUUGUGUUGUGUGUGGCUGCUGCCUGGACGGUGUGCCCUUCACCGUGGACGCCACCUACCAGAUCCACUGUAUAGACGACUUCCACAGUGUUGACGCUGAAACUUCCAGCCUCCUGUCCCACACAGGAAGUUUGCCCCACGCUGCUCAGUGUGUGGCCAGGCCAUCAUGCCCGAGCCUGGCCAAGAGGAGACGGUCAGGAUAGUGGCGCUGGACCGCAGCUUCCACGUCAACUGCUAUGUGUGUGAGGAGUGUGGUCUGCUCCUGUCGUCUGAGGGUGAGGGGCGAGGCUGUUACCCCUUGGACGGUCACAUCCUGUGUAAGGGCUGCAGCGCCCGGCGCAUCCAGGACCUCUCUGCUAAAAUAUCCACUGACUGCUAACCAACUAUGGAAAAUCACAUCUUACCUUUUAACCUAUGACCCCCUCAACCCUUUCAUUACUUUCACCUGCUUUACGUAGAAGUUGCCGUAAUGACCAGAUCUGGAAUCAGUCCUACCCUUCUUUGACUCAUAAUCUUAACCACAAGGGGGAAAUGUUAACCUGACUUGAGAUCAGUGUCGAAGGGCAUCUUCAUCCCCCUUCACUUUAAUCCUCUCAGCCGUUCUUUAUACUUCAGAUGCCCAAAGCUGAGGAAUCAGUAGUAGUUGGCCUACUAUUGAACCUCAAUCUGACAGUCUCCAAUAUGAAGUCAUUAUUUAAUUUCCCUUGACCAGGUUUAUUUGUACAGGUUCAAGACAGGGUAUUGAAACAUGGAUUGACGACAAUAAGUUCGAUCCCCUUCCGUAUCCUCUGCUUUACACUAUCACCUAUCCUCUACAUUCUCUACCCCUACUCCCUUUCCACCACACCCUAUCCCCUAUCCCUCAGUCCCAUAGCAGUACUGUAUAGAGCCCCUGACCUGCAGGCAGCAGGGGCUGCACUACCCCAAACCCUUGACUCUACUAUUGCUCAUCUCACACACUAUCCUGCAUGUUGCACACUAUAGCUGUGUUUGAAUACUCAUGCUAACCAUACUAUUUGUGACGUGAAUUGUCUAUAUACUAUGCUUAUUGGUCAUAGUAUGGAUAUAGUUAGUAUGCCAAAUGUUCCUGUAUGUCUUACUAAAUGGUAUCUUGCACCAAAAUAAGAAAGAAUCCAGUAACCGAAAGGUUGCUGGAUUGAAUCCCCGAGCUGACAAUGUAAAAAUCUGUAUUUCUGCCCCUGAACAAGGCAGGAUACCCAUUGUUCCCCUGUAGGUGGUCAUUGUAAAUAAGAAUUUGUUCUUAUCUGACUUGCCUAGUUAAAUAAAAAGUCAUUACAGCAGUAUAUUCAGGCGGUAUGUUAGCUAGGCUACUUAUACAUCAAACUUGCCAGUAUCUUAUCUAUAGGCUAUCUAACUACCCAACGUUUAUUGACUUGAUUAUUCCCGUCAUUCUUAGUUUAGCUAAAUGGUAUAGUCGUAGGACAUUCGGACGCUUUCUUAAAUUCUCUCGUCCCCCUUGUGGUUAAGAUGGCCUGCCAACUUUAGCUUGGGGUCAGAACGCUGAAAUAAAUUUUACUCCUCAUCCCGAGCGUCCAGAGCGGAAUGCUCUGAAUUUACAAGCGCAGUCUGGCACUCAAGAUUGAGUUUAAGAACACACCCGAAGUCGUAAAACGUCUUAAUUUAUGCAAACUAGCUAGUAAGAGGUUGUAUAUUAACAUUCACAACUUCCGGUAGAGAGGCGAAGCGCUAGUACCCUCAACUGUAAGGAUCCCAUUUCGUUCACAGUAUACUGAAAUGAACUAAUCGUUUGUAGUACUCAUUAAGUAUGUACUAUACAGUAUGUUAGUAUGGGUAUUCCCAACACAGAUCAUGUCUCACACACACAAUCCUGCAUAUGUUGCACACUUUCACACACACUCCUACCAGACACAGGUGGGACAUGAAUGGAGCUCUAUGGAAAAUAAUUAUUGAUAUAUAUUGACGAUGUGGUGGAUGAUAAGUAUGAACAUUAGGUGAUAUUGAGGAAGAGUAGGAUAAUGAUGAGAAAUACAAUGUCUUCCUUGCUGUGGGGUAACUGACAAGUCCAGAUAAUAACAGUGCUGAACUUCCUCAUAAACAAAGUGCACACAUGCAAAGUAUUUCUGUGACUGAGUUUAUAUUACAGGUGGUUUUAGUUGUGGAGUGAAUGUGUUUGGAGACCAAGUGGGUGUAGUCAGUGUGUUGUGCAGUGAAUAAGAGUUUUUAGAAAGUAGAAAGAAAGAUUGGUUAGAGAGAACAUGAUCAUUAAUUUAAUUGUACCUUUAUUUAACUAGGCAAGUCAGUUAAGAACAAAUUCUUAUUUUCAAUGACGGCCUAGGAACAGUGGGUUCGGGGAUUCGAACUUGCAACCUUCCGGUUACUAGCCCAACGCUCUAACCACUAGGCUACCCUGCCGCCCAUUAAAGUCGAUGCUUUGAUCUCAUUGGAUGUUAAUAACUUAUUUUUUUUAUGUAAAUGCAACUUUUUUAAAUGAGGCAAAUCCAUUAAGAACAAAUUCUUAUUUCCAAUGACUGCCUACCCCAGCCGAACCGGACAACACUGGGCCAAUUGUGAGCCGCCCUAUGGGACUCCCAAUCAUGGCCGGAUGUGAUACAGACUGGAAUCAAACCAGAGACUGUAGUGAUGCCUCAUGCAGUGCCUUAGGCCGCUGCGCCACUCGGGAGCCCCUAUGCACUGUAGCCCGUCAUGUAAUGGUAUUUGGCACCACAUGUCAGAACAUAACAUCAAUAUUGUAUUCCCCAGAACAGCGUUUUGUAUAAUGAUAAUGGUGCUGCAUUUGAGAGAAUGUUACUUGUAUACCAGUCCAAACCCCCUCUUUUAAAAUGUUCAUGUGCUUUUCAAAUGUUUUUCCUUUUUUAACAUUUGGGUUGAUUUGAUACGUUACAAUGAAGAUGCAUAAGGUGCAAUGAAGUAUGCUUGCCAUUGUCUUACAGUUUUUCUCAGUCGCUUUGGUGCAUUUUUCACAUCAUCCCUAACAUGUGCAAAAUAGUAAGUGCAUUUUUCAGAACAAUUUGUACAAACUGCAAUAUACAAUAGAUAUGUUUCUAAAGCUAGUCAGUCACUAAAAAUACUUAGUACAUCUCAAAAGUAAAUAUUCAUGCCAAUGAUCAUGAGAAUGUUGUCAUUGUUCACGACCAAGGUCGUCAAAAUGUUUAGGCAUAUUGUCAAUGUAACUGCACUUUGACAGUAUUACCUGAUGUAAACUUAGGCUAUAGUUUGGAUGACAGUUACUGUAUUGAAAAUGCACAAGGCUGCACUUCUAUAGCAUAUCAAUUUCAACAGUACUAUUUACAUAUUACUGUAUGUGGGUUAUUGAUUGAAAGAGACUGGACAACCCAAUGGGCACAAAGGAAAAACUAAAUUAGAAAAACACAGGAAACCACCCCUAAGGCACAACUUUGCCCGCAGCACAGUUGUGCUGUCUCUACACACCCAGACGUUCCUGUCUGUCGGCCCACAUAUGUGCAGGCGUCUACUGUGAUGUCCUCACAUGCUGCAUCCAUUGCAGCCAGCAGGGUCAUCUGUGUGUGUGGCUGACGAUCGUACACCUUCCACCUCCAUGCUGAAAAGAACUCCUCAAUUGGGAGGAAUUCUAUGAGCAUCCUCGGGUGGGUCACAAACCAUUGCCUUAUGAUGUUUGAUCGAUGGAAACUCACAUUAUCACAAAUGACCACAUACUUUGGCAAAUCCUCUCUAAACAGACCCCUCAUCAUCAGGGAUGAGAGCCCUGUAGAGCGUCUUUAAAAAGUUGAGUAGAUGCUGGGUGUUGCAUGGCCCUAUAAGGGAUAUGGGUUAGGACACCAUGAUCUAAAAUAGCAGCACACAUGGUGAUAUUUCCUCCCCGUUGGCCUGUCAAAUCCACAGUAGCUCUGUGACCGAUGAUAUUCCGACCCCGCCUUCUGCAUUUGGUCAGGUUGAAGCCAGCCUCAUCCACGUAUACAAAGUUGUGAGAGGGUUCACUUGAUUCCAACUCCAUUAUACACUAUAUCCCAGAACACACAGUUGAAUUUGUUUUGGUAAGGAAGAGUGACAAAAUGUACAUAUAUUGCAUGUUCCUUCCACAGCAAUGGAAAUGUGUGCAGUUUAUGCUUACUGUACUAUGUAUCACUAUAAAAUGUUGCUGUAAAGUAGUUACAUAGAUAUAUGUUUUACCUGUACGUACUGGUACCGUAGCUCCUUAACUCUGUCCUCAUUCCUUUGGAAUGGUACACGGUACAGCUGUUUCAUACUCAUCUGGUUUCUAUGCAGCACCCUGUCGAUUGUUGAGAUGCUAACCGUAUGGAUGUUUUCAAAGACAUCGGUGUCUUCUAUAAUGGUCCUUUGUAUUUCCCUGAGUCUCAUGGCAUUGUUUGCUAGGACCAUGGUGAAAAUAGCCUCCUCCUGUUGAGGUGUGAAAAGGCAUCCUCUGCCACUGGUUUGAGGUAAUCUUGCAGUCCUAUGUGUGGGAAAAUGCAGUGAUGCAUCGCACACUUUCACAUAGACAAAAACUAUGCGAACACACAUUUUACUGUAAAACAAACAGGUGGGUGCAUGUAAGGUGCAGUAUGUAUCUGUAUAGAGUAUAUUUCUGUAUGCUGUGAAAUAUAAGUGGACUACUGUAAUAUGAAGCAUUGUAGGAAGUAUACAGUAUACUGCUCAUAUACAGUAACAGUGCACUGUACAUUGGUGGACAUACCUGUUCUCUCUUCGAAACGUUUGAACUAUUGAGGACACUGUUGAUCUCCCAAUAUUCGGCUGCACCCUUCGACCCGCCUCAGCCAUUGUAAGGCUAUGAUUGACAACAUGGUCUACAAUAUUGGCCCUUAUGUCAUCAGAUAUGCGCCUAUGUCCUCUUCCGCCUCUUCCUCUGUUUUGCCUUUCACCACGCAUCCUUGCUCCUCUUCUUCCUCCUCUUGGCUGUUGACCCUGUUCGUUUCCUGGUCCAUCCAUUAUUGGAAAAUUGCAACUCUGUGUUGUGGUCUGUCUAUAUAUGCUUGCCAAUUGAUUCUUCAUGAGAUGCAGCUUUGAGCAAUUUAGACAACUGGUUGAUUGUUGGUUGAACUAACACUUUACAUUGCUUCAUGAGUGAGGGUCAAUUUCACCUGCACGAUUCAUCAAUUCAAGUUUUUGUACAAAAGGUCUACUAGACAUGUGUAAAACUAUGCUUGACAGUUUAUGACAAAUAGUUCAACAAUUUUGCAUGUAAAGGCUUAUGGAAGGAACUAAUGCCUAGAUGUUUUGAGGGGUAAGACUAUUCAACAGAGAACCAUCUAUAUUUUGAUCAACAUGACAUGAGCAAUUGAUAAUGUGGAAAAAUGCUGACACUUGUACAUUAUAUAUUACAAUUUGUUCAAAGGAAUAAGAAAUUGUUUUAAUGAUGUGCACAAGUGACGAGAUUAUUUGGAAUUUGUACAAGUAGUAUCAAGAAUUGCACUUUUUUGAUCUAAGAAAUGCACCAAAGAGACUGAGAAACUGUAAAAACCUCUUAAGGCUCCAACCCUUUUUUUCCCCCAAUUUUCACCUAAAAUGACAUACAAAAAAAAUAAAAAAUAAAAGUAAAGGAAACACUUUGAAGUUGGUGGAAUUGUGAAAUUAAUGCAGGAGAAUAUAACACAUUAGAUAUGGUAAAAUAUUAUUUUUAAAAACAUGCAAGUCUUUAUAUAUAUUUUUGGUUCCAUCUUUGAAAUGCAGGAGAAAGCCCAAAAAGUAUUAUUCCAGUUUAGGCAACAUUUUGAUUUUGGCCACGAGAUAGCAGGAAUGUGUGUGCAAAGUUUUAGACUGAUCCAAUGAACCAUUGCAUUUCUGUAUUUAAAAAUAAAAUACAAAUUCAGGUCUUCCCAAAUGUGCCUAUUUGGUUUAUUGAUACAUUUUCAGGUUCAUAACUGUGCACUCUCCUCAAACAAUAGCAUGGUAUUCUUUCACUAAUAGCAACUGUAAAUUGGACAGUGCAGCUAGAUUAACAAGAAGUUAAGCUUUCUGCCCAUAUCAGAUAUAUCUAUGUCCUGGGAAAUGUUUUUGUUACUUACAACCUCAUGCUAAUCACAUUAGCGCACGUUAUCUCAACUGUCCUGUGGGGUGGGGGGGGGGGUCACCGAUCCCGUGGAGCUUAAUGAGAAACCGGCAUCUCCAUGCUUGCCACUUGGGCUGAGAACAUCCUCUUGUGUUCAUUAUGGGUUUUUGUUUAAGUUUAGCCUUAGGACUUUGAUUUGUGUCCAAUCCCUGCCCUCAUAGCACCAUCGACCAUGUUUAAGUAACUCUGCGACAUUGGAAUUAUUCACACAUUGUGUUGAUGUAAUUUGUCCUUAAGAUUCUCCGUCCCGCUGUCUUCAUUUUGUAACGUAAAAACUGGUAGUAUGGUUUUACGGUUUUGAAGCUUCUCUUCCAACUACAGGACCCUUAAAAUACCAAUUGUUUCCUUUGUCCAGAAUCAUGUUUUGUUUCAGUAUUUUAUUCUUCUCAUAGUAUAGGUCAAUGAGCACAAUGAUAUGAAGGUCCCUGUUUUGAGCCCUGUGAGUUGAAUUUCCACUUUAUUUAUUUCAACUCCUGUUGUACUGCUAUUGUCACCAAGUCUAUGUUUAUCUGUGAUAUUGAGAUUAACUGUGUAAUUGUUUUAUGUUCCACAGCAUCGUACAGAUAAGUGCAGAAUCAUCUUAUUUGUCCUUGAGCGGAAUAGACUGAGCAGGUGUUUGUACAAUUUGACUCGAGUUUGAAGUAGGUGUGUGUAAAUGAUUAGCUUUCUUCUCGAAUGCUGAUUGUAGUAUGUGAUCAAUUCAAUAAACCAUCCUUUUUUUCCAGCAUA